CCUUUACCACUCAUUCUGAGUCAACCUUCGGCGCGUAUGCGCGUAUCACAGGUUUAUGAACCACCCUUGAUAGUCUCCAUGUUUUGAUGGCACAGCAUCGCACGUAGCCUGAUGUAUAUGUUGCCAUGUUGUUCGAAGAUAUGUUCUUCUCCUUAUGUUCUCCUGCUUUGUAUUUUACUCAGUUCUCGAUGUUUUACCCAACUUUGUUUGUGUCAUCUUGUAUGAACUCUCUGGUAUGACAGUUCCCUAAUGGCGGCCUUUGGCUGGUCAGUCGGCGAUUUGGUUUCUGCCAUUUCUGUUGUUGCAAAAGUAUCCAGAGCACUCAAAGAUGUCGGUGGUGCAGCCGAUGACUAUCGCGAAACCGUUUUAUUUCUGGAAAGUCUGAAUAUAACAUUGACUACUCUACACGGUCUCUAUGAAUCAAACGUUGAUCCAAGUAUUUUAUCAGGUGUGCAGUCACAGCUUGAACUCGUACAAAAGCCCAUCGGUGUAUUCACUGAGAAAGUCAAACGCAAGCUUGACUCGGUUUUCAAUAGUACAAAGAAAGAUAAAGGAGUUCGCACAACGCUAAAGAGGACUUCGAGUCAACUAGAAUGGGCAUUUUGGCUAGAUAAACAGUCUCAGGUGCUGAACAGAAAAAUCCUUGUCCCUUUAACGGGAAUUCAGAUUCAACUUGGCAUUCACAUACACUCUGUGCUUUCAACCAUUGCCGAUGACUUUACCACGAAAGUAGAAAAAAAGAUUAAUGAUGCGUUUCCGCUAUUGCUUCAGCAAAACCUGGCACCAAUAGUAGCUUUAGAGCGUCGUCGUCACACUGAAGAGCGCGAUGCAAACACGGCGAUAUACCAAAAGAUCGAGUCAUUGCCACAAAUAAUCGCUGAUACCGUGGACAUAUCGUUGGAUAGAGCCCAACAAAAAGAUAGUCUUCGUUCAAAAAAGCUGGAGGAUUAUUGCUCAUUGAUCAUUGAGACGAUUGAUAGGGUCGAGGAGAGGUUACAACAAAACAACGACCACGCUGCACCCAACGUCUCUGCAGGCACCGAGCCACCUUCCGAAGGGCCGCAAAUCUCGUCGCUUCUCAUUUCAAAUGGAAAAAUUCGUCGAGCAAACUCAAAACCUGGUGAAGCUCAACAGACUGAAUAUAGUUCAAGAGUACCCGUAGAGUCACUUCUUAAGAGCUUGACCCGGCACACUGCCGAUACUAGCACUCCUGGUGUCUCUGAAUUGAACCAUAACCAGCAGCCGACCCUUGAAUGCCCAUCUGCUGCAAUUGGGCAAGCUUGGGAAGAGACCGCAGUAAAUUUCAGAAAAUUAAUUUCCUUGCUAAUUCAAGCAUUUCAAGAAUAUUUUGUUGGAUUAUGGCCGAUGUUUGCAUACUUGCUGUAUCAGGCGAAACUCAUGCAGAAAUGCAUAUUUCGCCUGCCUAGUCUACUCGCUAAAGAUAAUAUAACCUUCGUAGAUGCUCUUGGAAGAUCUAGACGAAUCCCGUAUAUGACUUACGGGCACUGGGAGACCUUCAACAACUUUGUCCUGGCGGAUUUUCAGAAGAUUCCCGGUGAAAGUCAUGUCCAAAAAAGCCGGUUUGAACUUCUAGCUUCGGAUGGUCUCACUACUCUCAAUCGGUCUAAUUGGAAAUCGUUUGUACUACCCAACGUCGAGAUCUCAAUGGUUGUGAACUUAAGCCUCUCUGUACGUGAUGGCAGAUGUCCGAAAUGUAGAAGGCCAUCUGACAUGACUGUGAAUGGAGCUAUAUCUGCAGGAUUGGCUACUUGUAACAACCUGGAUUGUCAACUGAAAUUCCGAUUGGUACCAUACAUUGAUCGCGAGUCCGAACUUCAAACAACAGUUCAGAACAAAGACUCUAACACUUCUUCUGUUUCUGUUUGGCUCGAGAUCGCUAGUUCUUUGAAAAAGGUUCAAUAUGCAAACCUGAGGGAAAAAUCAAACGCCCUUGCCUUGGCAGAUACAAGAGGAGAUAAUCCUUUUCCUCAAUCCGACGGACCUGAGCCUUACAAACACUUGCUAGGAGUAAAGCGCAAAAAGGACACUGGGUCUUACAUGCCAGAUGAAAUCCGCUCGCACACAAAAGCGUUGCAGGAACUGAAGCAGGAAACCACUGAGUUUGAGCUUUAUUUCAAAAGUGUGCAGUGCAGAAUGUUUUCUCUGGAAUGCGAGAUUUGCGGGUAUUUCGAUUUCAAUCAUAUGCACGAACUAACACGCCAUAUGAUUCAAGCUCACACAUGCAUAUACAGUUGCCUCUUCGACUUUGCUGGCUGUCAGCAUGAGUUUGCUCGCGAAGAUCAAUGGAAAUGCCACAUCACAUCAGAUCACCUCAAUUGGUUGUGCGAUAUAGGUCAAUGCCCAAACGAAAAGGUGCAUCCGAUCAAUCAUUACAACAAAGACGGAUAUUCUGCUAGUAAAAAGAGACACGCUGUAGCACUUCAAAAACGGGCAGAUAGAGCCAAUGCGAUUUUACAGGCUUCAUUAAGGGAGAGAAAAAGCUUACCUUCAAAAUUAAAUUGUCCGGUCAAGGACUGUGAGAUUUCAUUUGAUGGACAAAAUUGUUGGGAUGAUAGAAUGGAUCAUGUUGGAAAGCAUAUCAUUGGCAAUACUAUCGAAAGAGUUGGGUAUUUGUGUUCGAAGCGCUUUUUAGACAACACAGCUGAUGAACUGUUUAUUGCAUGGGCUUUGAGUGAGGGUAUUGUACAAAAAGUCGGGCGAAAUUUUAGACUGGUGAUUCCAGAGUAGUUGGUCUGUGUCUUUCUUUGCAGGGGACCUGGAAUCUGGCGUUCGGUUGUUUGUGAUGGAUAUCAUGGAGAGAUAAAACUUGUGGUAAAGCUUGAAAUCUGCUCAAAAGAUAUGGAUCGGCGGGACGUAAUACCCUGGAGUAUGUAGACAACUCUUUAUUUAUUUUUAUUUGGGACGUCUAAUAAAUGAUUUAACGACCA
Molecule: messenger RNA, 2948 nt
Organism: Botrytis sinoallii
Lineage: Eukaryota; Fungi; Ascomycota; Leotiomycetes; Helotiales; Sclerotiniaceae
Exons: 6
Coding region: 250-2748 (832 amino acids)
Source: RefSeq, a predicted model, not a curated record